Messenger RNA from Symbiodinium pilosum, 393 nucleotides. NCBI's taxonomy places the organism in Eukaryota, Dinophyceae, Suessiales, Symbiodiniaceae. The record is from the annotation of a GenBank genome assembly.
AUGAAUGAAUGUCCGAGGCGACUGACUGCUUUCUUCUGCCUCUUCACGGUAGCCUUCUGGAUCGGUGUCACGAGGAACCUCUACUGCGAUGCAGAAGCGCUGCAGAACAUCCAGCCACCCUUCGAUGGGCAGCUGAUGCCGGCAAACAUAACGCUUGUUGAGAGGAAAUACUUGCUGAUCCAGUUUACGAAGUUGGUGGACGUUUACGACGCGAGCCAGAAUCAUGUGGGCUACUUCUACGACAUCAACUUGUUUGUCAUCAUGCGCUUUGGAUUUUCUGAUGCAAAAGGCAGAAUCUGGUUCGAGGCACGAUAUGCGUCGUUCCUGUCUCGCUUCAAGCCCAUCAUCGAGUACAACCUCCAGCGCUGCGCAGGGCUCUUAGUCAGAAGAUGA